Dissoconium aciculare CBS 342.82 is the source of this 1067-nucleotide messenger RNA. RefSeq lists its product as uncharacterized. Bases 178 to 783 code for a protein of 201 amino acids. The record is from RefSeq and is a predicted model, not a curated record. Lineage: Eukaryota; Fungi; Ascomycota; Dothideomycetes; Mycosphaerellales; Dissoconiaceae. Gene Ontology annotation, molecular function: catalytic activity. The transcript has 2 exons.
AUCUGGUCACAAAUACAGGCGAAGGCGGGGUGGUGGGACUUUGCAUCCAUGCAUCAUUUCUGAUGAUGAGCCAGAGGGAAGAUACCAUGUACCAUCCUCCUUGCCUAUGCGAUAAUAGCGAUAGCUAUCCACGACGAGUGAAUACCUGCAGUAUUACAAUUCACGAUCGGAAAAAAAAUGUCUCUCGAAGAACGAACCUCGCCUCUCCAUUUCAUGCGCCUGGCCCUGACCGAAGCCGGCCGCAGCCCUCCCAAGCCGACCAAUUUCUGCGUCGGCGCCUGCCUCGUCGCCCACGACUCCAGCCCGGCCGCCGAAGUCCUCACCACAGGCUACACGCUCGAAUGUGCGGGCAACACCCACGCGGAACAGAGCUGCUUCAUCAAACUGGCCCAGCGAUACGGCUGUUCCGUCGACGUCCUCGGCGAGAAACUCGCGCGGGAAUUCCAGACUUCAGCUCAACAACGUGCCAGCGGCGACACCGACGACGGCUCCUCCGCCGAGGGACUCCUCGCCUUAUACACCACCAUGGAGCCCUGCAAUCGGCGCUCGGCGGGGAACACGCCCUGCGUCGACCGCAUCCUGGCGUUGGCCCGCGCAGAUGGAACACCGGUCAUCCGAAGGGUUUAUGUUGGCGUCAGUGAGCCGGAGACUUUUGUCGGUGUCAAUCUGGGCAGGAGGAGACUGACCGAGGCGGGAAUCGAGGUCGUGCAUGUCGCUGGGUUGGAGGAGGCGAUCUUACAGGUGGCGACGGCGGGGCAUGAGAGGAAGGAGGAAGGGUCGUGAGGUUCGUUGAGUCGGUGAUGGUGAUGGUGAUGGUGAUGGUGAUGGUGAUGGUGAUGGUGAUGGUGAUGGUGAUGGUGAUGGUGAUGGUGAUGGUGAUGGUGAUGGUGAUGGUGAUGGUGAUGGUGAUGGUGAUGGUGAUGGUGAUGGUGAUGGUGAUGGUGAUGGUGAUGGUGAUGGUGAUGAUGGUAGUGUAAUGUAUCAUGGUUGGCACAGAUGGGCGCAAUUUGCAAAAUGUACUAUAUAUACGAACAUUUCGCGAUGACUUCGUGACGACUAUAUAGGUG